GAAACGAAACGCAUCCAUGUGACAGAACAGCUGAGCCCGCUGAAAAAAUAUUUAUUGUGUUGACACCACAUUCCUCUCCCCAUCUAAAAAUGUGUUCAAUGUGUUGACACCGGCCAUGCACGGGACAGCAACCACAAAUAUCACCAAGUAAUCGUGUAAUAAUCUCAAUAUCCAAUCUACUUAUAUCACAAAAAUGUCAGCAAGUAGAUUGGAUGCAGUUUAUCGCAGUAUACUUAUUACAAAAUUUUUCACUAAAGGAUGGGGAAAGCCUGAAAAUUUACGUCGGUUAUUCGAGUUUAGAAAAGUAGUAUCGAACCGAGAUGAAUGCUUCAAGCUCAUUGAGAGAGACUAUGCAGUUACUAUCACUAAGGAACAAAAACUAUCAGACUGCACACUACUGGAAGGGUACUUUAUAUCACCACUGCACCGCUACCUGCCCGGGAUAGUGCCGGAAAUGGCUCAGAAGGCCCACUUCCAGGUGCUUCUGCCUAUCCACUGGCCAGAGAAGGGAGUUAAACCCAUGUGCUUGCAUCUGGCUGGUACCGGUGACCAUUUCUUCUGGCGACGUCGAAAUCUUAUGGUGAAGCCGCUCAUCAAAGAAGCUGGCAUUGGCGGCAUCAUCCUCGAGAACCCCUUCUACGGCCUCCGGAAACCGAUAGACCAAGUGCGCUCAUCUCUCCACAAUGUGUCAGACAUCUUCGUGAUGGGUGGUUGCCUGAUUCUGGAAUCACUAGUUCUAUUCCACUGGUGUGAACGGAACGGACUCGGUCCCCUCGGUGUUACCGGACUGUCCAUGGGCGGUCAUAUGGCGUCGCUAGCAGCUACGAAUUGGCCGAAACCCCUGGUGCUGGUGCCGUGCUUAUCCUGGUCGACCGCGUCUGCAGUGUUCCUACAGGGUGUCAUGUCACAAUCAAUAAACUGGGAUUUACUAGAAGACCAGUACCUCUCGGACGGCGAAUACCGCGAAAAACUCUCCAAAAUGGUCACCAUUGUCGACGAGGCUUUUCUAGCAGGAAAAAAAUUCGCACAAACCUACCAUCCCUCCACCCAUCCCGUCUCCACCACCGUUGACGUAGCUAAAAAACUAGACGUAACUUAUAACGAGACCAAUUUAGAAAAUCCAGACAUCGUAGAUAUGACAAAGAAUAUGGUAGAGUUAAAUAAAAAUGUGCCAAAGAAAAAAGCGAAGCCUUUUCCGAGGGAAACUUUGAUUCAAGAGUUGCAAAGGCUUCUGGAUGAGAAGAAAAUCAGCCAGCAGCUGUAUGAGAAGUUGUUGUCAAACGACAAGUUUGAGUUGCUGCCGCAGGAUAUUGAAGAUAUCAACAAGUUGACGGAAGACCAUUUUAAUGAGAUAUUGAUGAAGUGUAAAAUUGCGGAUUUGAGAUCAACAGGUAUUGUUGAAAACAAUACAGAACUAACCAAAACCGACCAAAAGACUGGCGCCCAGCCCAUUUUAAAACCACAAACACAACUACAACCAGUCCCAGAGACCAAACUAGUAAAAGCCAAGAGUAAGUCCUGGACAGUCUCAGAGAUAACGUCGGAUCUGUGGUCGAAUCUGCCUUUCUUGAAGAGUAAGAGCGAGAAGAAGAUAGACUGGAGCAAGGUGCAUUGGAGGGACAGAGAGGCACUGCAGUUCAUGAGAGGGAUCAUGGAUGAGUGCACGCAUUUAAGUAACUUCUCUGUGCCGUUUGACACUUCAUUGAUUAUUGCUGUGUGUGCGAAACACGACGCGUAUGUGCCUCGCGACGACGUGGGCACGCUAGAGGAGAUCUGGCCCGGCGCUGAAGUGCGCUACGUAGACGCCGGGCACGUGUCCGCCUACAUCCUGCACCAGUCGCUCUUCAGGUCUUGCAUAAAAGAAGCAUUUGAACGGUCAAAGAAAAAAUGGAGAGACGGCAAACAUAACUGACGGUAGCUUUCACCUCAAACUACAAUUCAUUUUUUUUAGCAUUAGAAUAAAGAUAAACAAUCUUGGCGGGUCUUUUUUAAAAAAAAUAUAUUACUUAUGAAAGCAAAAGAAUGUAAAAGAUCGUAUAUGAUUUAUAAUUGUAACAUAUUUCUGUGACUUAUUUUUCAAAAGUGAUUUUUAAUUAAAGAGACACGUCAAAGAUUGCUUACCUUCUUUCUAAUGCUAAAAAAACGAACUAUAGAACUACAUAGUCUCCUCAAUCGGUAGCAAAUAUUCUCACUGUACUAACAACUAACUGGGCAUGGUUAGACCUUAAGCUUUUAUUAAUUAGGUUUACCAAUGGACAGUUACUUGUGACAACGAUGGUAUAUGCCUGAUUAAGGCGGUAUUCACAUUGCACACGGAUCCAGCGCUCCGGUGUGCGAGCGAGACAUCGCUACAUAAAUCCGUAAUGCUGUCUCGCUCACAUACCGGAGCGGAAUGCGGGUCCGCAUCAGUGUGGUAACCGCGUUACUUUUAGACUAAUCGGUAAGCAAAGAAACAUAUUUUCAUAUUGAAGCUAUAAAAGCCAUAUAAGUGUGAUACGAAUACGAAAAAUUAUGCAAUACGAUAGUGUUCGAUUAUAAUAUAGACGUGUGAUAACUUUACAAUCUUUACAUGCAUAAGAAAAUGUACAAAUUAGAAAUAACGUGAGCUUAUGAAUGUUUGUGUCUGAAUAACAAUAAUUAUUAAAAUGAUGUUAACAUUUCUGUAUAAUCGCUCAAUGUCUAGUUGAUAAUGAACCUUGUAACUGUACUAUAAGGUGGAAAAUAAGACGCCUUAUUAGGUUGAAAUUUUAAAACUUUUUAUACUAUUAGACAGUCAUGUUUGUACUGUAGUUCUGCUGCUGACUUUAUCAUGUGAAUGGUAAUUUUUAAGCCUAUUUUGGCGUUUGAACGUUUUCGAUGUUUUAUUAUAAAAUACGGUAUCUCGUGUAAUUGGUACAGUGCAAAGAUAAAGUCAAAACCAUCUCAGCGCAUGCUUUAGCAUAAAUAUAUUCUUUACGACCGAAUUUCUUUGAUAUUAACUGUCGAGUAACUAAAGAUUUUCCAAAAGUCAGGCGCCAUAAACUGCACAAGCGCACAUAGCCAAUAAUGGAUAUAAAAUAAUAAUGCCUUAUAAUAAUUAUAAUACAUAUCUGACGCUGCGAAUUUCAAGGUAUAUUUGUCAACAUUUUACAUGUGUGUGAGUAACAAAAGCUUUUGCGUUUUUGUGAGACAAUCCUAGUUAUUUACACGUAUUUAUUUAGUCCCAGAAUAGUGCAUGGACCUUUAAUUUAUUAUACUUAGAGCUUUUCUGAUACCGUUAUGCUUUUCAUAGAUUUAUUACAACACAAGUGUAAAUAGUGUAUUCUUUUUUGAGAUACGAAGUUAUAAUUUUUAUAAUAAAUAUUGUUUUAUG
This is a messenger RNA of Cydia strobilella, 3352 nucleotides long. RefSeq names its product protein ABHD18. The coding region runs from base 194 to 1912 and encodes 572 amino acids. NCBI's taxonomy places the organism in Eukaryota, Metazoa, Arthropoda, Insecta, Lepidoptera, Tortricidae. The record is from RefSeq and is a predicted model, not a curated record. The transcript is spliced from 10 exons.